AUGGGAGCAUUAGGAAUAUCAUCACCGAGUUUAACGCCAACUACAAUAGCUAUUAGCACUGUGAUUGCUACGGUGCUAAUAUGGUGGUUUUGGAGUGCACUGAACUGGGUAUGGUUGAGACCAAAGAGGAUAGAGAGGCGUCUGAAGCAGCAGGGUCUCCAAGGCAAUUCAUACCGCCCUUUGGUUGGAGACAUCAGAGAUAUGGUUAAAAUGAUAAAGGAAGCAAAAUCCAAAACCAUGGAUCCUCAGUCUAACGAGAUUGCAUCCCGUGUAUUGCCUUUCGUUGUCCACACCAUUGCUAAAUACGGGAAGAAUUCAUUUAUGUGGCUUGGUCCCAGACCAAGGCUAUUCAUCAUGGAUCCAGACAAAAUCAAAGAAAUCGCUAAUAAGGUCUAUGAAUUUCAAAAGCCCGACACAAGUCCACUUUUCAAGCUUCUCGCAUCAGGUUUUGCGAAUUAUGAUGGCGACAAGUGGGCUAAACACAGAAAGAUCGUCAGUCCAGCAUUCAAUGUAGAGAAAUUGAAGUUCUUGGUACCGAUAUUUUGCCAGUGUUGCGAUGAUAUGAUCAGCAAAUGGGAGAGUGUAUUAUCUUCAUCUAAUGGGUCAUGUGAGUUGGAUGUAUGGCCUUUCAUCCAAAACGUGUCAAGCGACGUCCUCGCUCGUGCAGGCUUUGGAAGUAGCUUUGAGGAAGGAAAAAAAGUAUUCCAACUUCAAAGGGAAAUGCUUCAACUUACAAUGACACUCUUUAAGUUUGCUUUCCUUCCUGGGUACAGGUUUCUGCCAACAUAUACCAACAGGAGGAUGAAAGCAAUUGACAAAGAAAUACGAGCAUCACUUAUGGGUAUCAUCAACCGAAGAUUAAAAGCAAUGAGAGCGGGGGAGCCUACUAAUAAUGACUUGUUAGGCAUACUUCUGGAAUCGAAUUACAAGGAAUCUGAAAAGAAUAAUGGUGGAGGAAUGAGUUUAAGGGAAGUAGUCGAAGAAGUCAAGCUAUUUUAUUUAGCAGGCCAGGAAGCCAAUGCAGAAUUGCUGGUUUGGACUAUGUUAUUAUUAAGCAAACAUCCUGAUUGGCAGGCAAAGGCGAGGGAGGAGGUUUUCAAAGUGUUCGGUAAUGAAAAGCCAGAUUAUGAUAAGCUAGGUCAACUUAAAAUUGUGUCAAUGAUUCUCCAGGAGAGUCUCAGAUUAUAUCCACCAGUAGUUAUGUUCGCUCGAUAUCUUCGUAAAGAUGCGAAACUUGGAGACCUUACAAUUCCUGCAGGAGUGGAGCUUAUAGUACCCGUGUCAAUGCUACACCAGGAUAAGGAGUUUUGGGGCGAUGAUGCCCCGGAGUUCAAACCAGAAAGAUUCUCUGAAGGAGUCUCAAAGGCAACAAAAGGCAAAGUUUCAUACAUGCCAUUUGGAUGGGGUCCUCGACUCUGCAUAGGACAAAACUUUGGCUUGUUAGAAGCAAAAAUAGCCAUUUCCAUGAUCCUGCGACAUUUCUCCUUCGAGCUUUCCCCGUCCUAUGCUCAUGCUCCGUCCUUUAUUAUUACUCUUCAGCCUGAGCGGGGGGCUCAUCUCAUUUUACAUAAACUGUAG
Gastrolobium bilobum is the source of this 1578-nucleotide messenger RNA. Its product is annotated as cytochrome P450 72A15-like. The record is from RefSeq and is a predicted model, not a curated record. The transcript has 5 exons. The coding region runs from base 1 to 1578 and encodes 525 amino acids. Gene Ontology annotation, molecular function: monooxygenase activity; iron ion binding; oxidoreductase activity, acting on paired donors, with incorporation or reduction of molecular oxygen. Lineage: Eukaryota; Viridiplantae; Streptophyta; Magnoliopsida; Fabales; Fabaceae.